UGAUUCUACUCAGCAGAUCUCAGACUCUCAUCAAGCGUCCAAUGCGGCGCCACGUUUUACCUUCGAUUCAAGCAGCCCCCCUACAUUCCCGCACCUAAUUUAGACCCGGACACUCUCACUAUCACCUCUACAACAACACUCAUCAAAAGGUCAUCCACACAGCCGACCAAACACCGAAACGUGUCCCGUUUUUCUUUCUUCGUUUGUCUGCGUCUUCGUUCUCUCUUCCCUGGUUCACAGCGCUCCAACAGUAGCAGCCACAACAGUGCUCUACAGAUUUCGCGGAAAAGUCCUCUCGUUCCCAUUCAAUUUCCAAACGAAUAUGGCGGAGCCGCUGGCGCCCGAGAGCGACGAGGAGCGCUUGCUCUUGGCUCAGCCUAGCAGCACUGACCAGUCGUGGCGGUUGAACUUCGACGGAUUCCAGGUGUCCUCGGAGCACAAGGAGAAAAAGCCUCCUCGUGGCCUCCACGACUGCCUAGGGGUGUUGGGUCCAGAAGAUAAUGUGGCCGAGUACUAUCAGCAGCAGGUAGAAAUGCUUGAGGGAUUUAAUGAAAUGGAUGCCUUAGCGGAACGUGGUUUUAUUCCUGGGAUGUCAAAGGAAGAGCAAGAAAAGUUGGCUAAAAGUGAAACAUUUGCCAUUAGAAUAUCAAAUGUUGCAAACAUGGCUCUCUUUACAGCUAAAGUCUAUGCUUCUGUCCGAAGUGGUUCCUUAGCCAUCAUUGCAUCCACACUGGACUCGCUUCUUGAUCUUCUGUCUGGCUUCAUCCUGUGGUUUACUGCAUUCUCCAUGCAAACUCCAAACCCAUAUCAGUAUCCUAUUGGGAAGAAACGUAUGCAGCCAUUGGGAAUCCUCGUAUUUGCCUCUGUCAUGGCGACUCUUGGACUGCAGAUUAUCUUGGAGUCAGUGCGCACACUAUUAUCUGAUGACUUGUCAUUCAGCUUGACCGACGACCAGGAGCGAUGGCUUGUUGGGAUUAUGCUUUCUGUGACUCUGGUAAAACUCGCUUUGGCUAUUUAUUGUCGCACUUUCAAAAAUGAGAUCGUCAAAGCUUAUGCCCAAGAUCACUUUUUUGAUGUUAUCACCAACGUCAUUGGACUCAUUGCUGCUCUCCUUGCAAAGUAUAUUGAUGAUUGGAUGGAUCCUGUUGGAGCUAUCAUUCUGGCUUUGUACACUAUCCGUACAUGGUCAAUGACAGUGUUGGAAAAUGUGAACUCCCUUGUGGGAAGAUCAGCUGCUCCAGAAUAUCUACAGAAACUCACGUACCUCUCUUGGAAUCACCACAGGGCCAUAAGACAUAUUGAUACGGUCCGGGCUUACACCUUUGGGUCGCACUACUUUGUGGAGGUUGACAUAGUUUUGCCGGCAGACAUGCCUUUGCAAGAGGCUCAUGACAUCGGGGAAUCUUUGCAGGAGAAGCUUGAACUCCUGCCCGAGAUUGAGCGUGCCUUUGUACAUCUGGAUUACGAGUACUCGCACAAACCUGAGCAUGCUCAGCAGACACACUCCUAGUCAAAAAAAAAAGGAAAAAUGUAAGUCACAUGCUACAUCUAUUGUAGUUUUGUUUCUUGCUCUCUUUUUUCUUCAACUCUACACGUCCUUGCCCCUACUUGAAUAUGAUAUUAAUUCCCACCGAGAACAACCUGAACCUGUAAAUCAGGAUGGUUUCAGCUCGGUGGAAAUUUCUAUAUUUUGGAACAUUUGAUAGUUGGAGUAGUAAAAUGCUUGAGCAUUUGCUAAACAUUUACUACUUGUUAUGGGGAAACCAAGAUUUCGCGCACAGUCAAUGAUGGGCAUAAACAUUUCUUUGUUGGAUAAAAUGUUAUUAGAUAGAAAAAUUAGAGCUUUGAUUGUUAA
Molecule: messenger RNA, 1855 nt
Organism: Corylus avellana
Lineage: Eukaryota; Viridiplantae; Streptophyta; Magnoliopsida; Fagales; Betulaceae
Gene: MTP11
Product: Cation efflux family protein
Biological process (GO): monoatomic cation transport; transmembrane transport
Cellular component (GO): membrane
Molecular function (GO): manganese:proton antiporter activity
Source: RefSeq, a predicted model, not a curated record